Molecule: messenger RNA, 382 nt
Organism: Falco peregrinus (peregrine falcon)
Lineage: Eukaryota; Metazoa; Chordata; Aves; Falconiformes; Falconidae
Product: formin-2-like
Exons: 1
Coding region: 8-382 (124 amino acids)
Source: RefSeq, a predicted model, not a curated record
CCCCCCGAUGCCCCUGCCCCGGGGGCCCCCCGACCCCCCGAUGCCCAGCCCCGGGCCCCCCGACCCCCCGGCCCUGCCCGGGACCCCCCAUCCCCCGGCCCUGCCCGGGGCCUGCCGCAGCCCGCCGCGUGCCUCCCGCCAUCUCUUCCCUGAGGCGGGACCGUGCCGCGGGAUGAAGAGGUUUUUCGGGUUCGGGAGGAAGAAGAAGGGGCGGCCGGCAGCGUCCGGCAGCGCCGCCAAGCCCUUCCCCACCGGUGCCUACGAGCUCCGGCUGCAGGAGCUGGGCAAGCUGCACCGUGCGGCCGCCCGUGGCGACCUGGGUCAGGUGCGGCAGAGACUGAAGAAAUGCGGCAUCGACGAGCGGGACAUGGCGGAGCGGUAA